Exophiala dermatitidis NIH/UT8656 is the source of this 2331-nucleotide messenger RNA. RefSeq names its product endothelin-converting enzyme. The record is from RefSeq and is a predicted model, not a curated record. The transcript has 8 exons. Gene Ontology annotation, cellular component: plasma membrane. Bases 1 to 2331 code for a protein of 776 amino acids. Lineage: Eukaryota; Fungi; Ascomycota; Eurotiomycetes; Chaetothyriales; Herpotrichiellaceae. Gene Ontology annotation, biological process: protein processing. Gene Ontology annotation, molecular function: metalloendopeptidase activity.
AUGACCCCACGGAACAUGCCACCAGAGAAGGAGUUGUUGUUAGAUGAGGAAGAGAGCAAUGUACCAAGUCCGGUUCGUCCGCGUCGAACCCGGGGCGUAAAGACCGGAACCGUCGCCCUGGUGGCGCUUUUACUUCUCACCACAAUCGGUGGUCUUCAAUACGGGCUUUUGGGGUCAAAGCAAAUCCCGAGCUGCUUCAAAGGCCACCGCCACAAGAGGCCACAUCAUGGCAAGGCAGACCUUUGUCUGACACCGGCAUGUAUACAUGCAUCCUCGGAAUUCCUAUACAACCUCUCUCCCAACUAUAAGGAGCUUGAUCCCUGCACCGAUUUCGAGGAACUCGUCUGCGGAGGAUGGAGAGAUCGUCAUGAUCUUCGACCGGAUCAAGGUGAUGCAUUUACUGGGACUAUAAUGGCUGAAUCGUCCGAAAUGCUGCUGCGCCAUAUCCUUGAGGCCCCGUAUCCAGGAGAUUCAAAGCACUCCUCCUUCUCGCCAGCCCAACUCGACUCCAACUCGAAUUCUGUGGACAAAGAAAACUUCGACAAACUCAAGGCUGCCUAUGAUGCUUGCUUAGACGAAGACACCAUUCGAAAGAUUGGUGUCGCCCCAUUGAUGGAAAUCCUCAAUGAGACGUCAAGCCGUUUCCCGAAGUCUAACCAACGCAAGUGCGCUGAUGGCGGCGUGCUCUCAGACACAAUUGUUUAUCUAUCUAAGCUGGGAAUUUCUGGCCUGAUAUCUACAGGCACCGGUGCCGACGACAAGGACGCGGAUACAGUGGUUGUGUCUAUCUCCGCUCCAUACCGCAUUGGUCUGCCAGCAAAGGAGCUGUAUCAAGACAAGAAGAUCGUGAAACGAUACGAAGAAGUGGCAUCGCAAGUUUUCUCUGCCCUUUAUCCAGAGUCCGUCCAUAAUAAGGCUGCCACUCAAGCACUUGUGGAGUUUGAGAAGAAGUUGGCCGCGGCAUCACCUGAUGCCGAAGAUCGUGAUGAUGUUACAAAAUACUAUAACCCCAUGUCUGUGGAAGAAGCCGGCCGUUUGGCUCCACAGCUGCACCUACCGAAGGUUCUGCAAAGUCUGACGCCCUCGGACUACAAUCUUAAUCGGGUAAUCGUCAUGGCACCAGAGUACUUGAAGGAUCUCUCCAAAUUGUUGGAUGAUACCACAGAGGAUGUCAUCGAGACCUACUUUCUUUGGAAGGUGAUCCAGGCAUACGCCGGAUACAUCGAGGCUGACGCGAUCGAGCCUUACCGCCGUUUCACCAACGAGCUACAGGGCAAGGAUCCUGACUCGAAGCCAGAACGAUGGAGGACCUGCGUGAGACACGUGGACGAUGGACUAGGCUGGCUUCUGAGCCGGUUCUUCGUUGAAAAGGCUUUCUCUGCGAAGGCAAAGGAGUUCGGCGACCAGAUUGUCUCAGAUAUCAAGGCUCAAUUCAUCGAGAAGCUCAAGGUUACCGAUUGGAUGGAAAAGGAAGUCAUUGAGCUGGCAAUAAGAAAGGUCCACAAUAUCGUCCAGAAGAUUGGUUAUCCAGACAAGAGCCCCAACAUCUUGGACCCGGAAGCACUCCACAAGUACUACGAACAAGUUCCAAUCAACUCUUCUGCCUAUUUUGAAAACGCUGUGUCCAUGACUGAACUGGAGGUUGUCCGGCAGUGGUCUGCUCUUGGAAAACCAGUCGAUAGGGACGAAUGGGGCAUGACAGUGCCAACCGUCAAUGCUUAUUACAAUCCUCCAGGCAAUGAAAUUGUCUUCCCGGCCGGGAUCAUGCAAUUCCCCGUCUUUGAUGUCGACGUCCCACAAUAUAUCAGCUACGGCGCGUUCGGAUCUGUUUCCGGCCAUGAACUCUCUCAUGCUUUUGACUCGACUGGGCGCCAUUAUGAUCAAAAUGGCAACUACACGGACUGGUGGACAAACAAGACGGUCACCGAGUUUAAGAAGCGUGCCGAAUGCUUUGUCGACCAAUAUUCCAACUUUACAGUCGAGGGAGCCGAUGGCAAACCCCUGCACGUCAACGGCAAAUUGACGCUGGGCGAAAACAUUGCCGAUGCCGGCGGUCUCUCUGCGGCGUUUGCAGCAUGGAAGAAACGGGCCGCCGAAACACCGAACCAGGACCUUCCCGGGCUUGAUUUCUUCACCCAAGACCAGUUGUUCUUCGUGUCCUAUUCAAACUGGUGGUGCGGGAAGACCAGGAAGGAAACGGCAAUUCAACGUAUAUUCACCGAUCCGCAUGCGCCAAAGUGGGCGCGCAUCUUGGGCACGAUGGCCAACUCGCGUGAGUUCAAGGAGAGUUUUCACUGUAAGUCUAAAGAACCGGUUUGUGAGCUGUGGUAG